AUGACGAAACAAGUUCUCAUCUCCCUCUCACUCCUACUUCUCUUCUUCUUCCACUGCACCAAAACUACAGCACAAUCUCCAGCCCAAGCCGCAGCCGCCCCCACCAACGUCACCAAAAUUCUCGAAAAAGCCAGCGCCUUCAGCGUGUUCAUCCGUCUACUAAAGAGCACAUCCGUCAGUAUUCAGAUCGAGAACCAGCUCAACGUCUCCAACAGCUUGACCAUCUUCGCCCCAACAAACGUCGCUUUUUCCGCCCUCAAACCCGGCACUCUCAAUUCCCUCUCUACCGAACAAAAGGUCCAGCUCGUGCAAUACCAUAUUCUCCCUUCAUUCGUGUCCCUCCAGAACUUCCAAACUCUCAGCAACCCUGUACGGACGCAAGCCAGCAACACUCAUGACUACCCACUUAACGUCACGGUUGAAGGCAGUUGGGUGAAUAUAUCGACAGGAAUCGUGAACACCACAAUUUCCGCGACGGUUUAUGAGGACAAUCAGCUGGCUAUUUACAAGGUUGAUAAGGUGCUUCUUCCUCUUGGCCUUUUCGCUCCACGGCGGACAAGGGCCUCAGCGCCUGUGGCGGCGGCGGCGGCGGAAGCACCGGCGCCGACUUUUGCCGUUAGUCCUAAGGAGUUUCCCACUUCGUCAUUGCUUGCCCCAGCUGUUGCCGCGCUGCUGAAUGAUGCGUCUGGUGCUUUUAGUCUAAUGAUCAGUGCUAGAAAUGGCUUUUUUUCUGUUGGUGUUACUGUGUUUGGUGCGGUGAUUUCUCUUUUGGCUUAA
Morus notabilis is the source of this 777-nucleotide messenger RNA. RefSeq names its product fasciclin-like arabinogalactan protein 11. NCBI's taxonomy places the organism in Eukaryota, Viridiplantae, Streptophyta, Magnoliopsida, Rosales, Moraceae. The record is from RefSeq and is a predicted model, not a curated record. Bases 1 to 777 code for a protein of 258 amino acids. The transcript has 2 exons.